Messenger RNA from Anguilla rostrata (American eel), 473 nucleotides. Its product is annotated as ATP synthase subunit f, mitochondrial-like. Gene Ontology annotation, molecular function: proton-transporting ATP synthase activity, rotational mechanism. NCBI's taxonomy places the organism in Eukaryota, Metazoa, Chordata, Actinopteri, Anguilliformes, Anguillidae. The transcript has 4 exons. Gene Ontology annotation, biological process: proton motive force-driven mitochondrial ATP synthesis. The record is from RefSeq and is a predicted model, not a curated record. Bases 56 to 364 code for a protein of 102 amino acids.
GUAUCUGCAAAACGUUUCUCUUCUCCCACAAUGCACUCGUCUUAUUUCCUCUCCCAUGAUUCAAAGCGGUCUGAAUGGUCGAGCAUUAGGCAAGAUGGCGGACAGACCAGUGCCCGUGACCGAGAAGAGGCUGCUUGAUGUCAAGAUGGGAGAGCUCCCAUCCUGGGUCUUUUCAAGGGACUUCACGCCCAACGGAAUCCUUUCCUCUAUCCGCAGAGGGCACGACAGAUAUUACAAUAAGUACAUCAACGUGAAGAAGGGUGGAAUCGGCGGCGUUGCCAUGUUACUAGCUGGUUAUGUAGCCUUGAGCUACCUCUGGGAGUACGACCACAUAAAGCAUGACCGUUGGAGGAAGUACCAUUGAACCCCACCCACUCUGCUGACAGUGACCUCAGGUUCUCUUGCCACACCUGUAUGCUUUCUGCUUUGUGUGAAGUAUACCUGUGACCAAUAAAAUUUAAUCACCCCAGUGA